Parathielavia appendiculata is the source of this 1562-nucleotide messenger RNA. RefSeq lists its product as uncharacterized. The transcript has a single exon. The coding region runs from base 95 to 1159 and encodes 354 amino acids. The record is from RefSeq and is a predicted model, not a curated record. NCBI's taxonomy places the organism in Eukaryota, Fungi, Ascomycota, Sordariomycetes, Sordariales, Chaetomiaceae.
CCGAGUAUUUCGGUUGGGCUUCAAAAUCUGGCUCGAGUCAGCAGGACUCAAACUCAACCUUCAACAUCACCCCUGAGACGGCAACCUGGUUGAGAUGGCGCCAACCUUCCCAACCCGUUACUCGGAUUCUCCACGGUCGGAUAUUCUAGAAUGGCGCUUCCCAAAACCCUACCAUAACCUCACGCUCACGGGGCGGUCUCGCGCAGCAUGGCACACGUCAUUCAUCAUCCCGCAGCUCAACCUGCUGCUCGACGCCGGCCUGUGUUUCAACACGCUCCGUCCCAAACACAUCUUUCUCACCCACGGACAUAGCGAUCACACCCUGCUCACGCCCACGUUUAUCAAACGCAGUGAUCCGCCAGACAUCUACUGCCCCGCAGAGAUGAAUGACGCCCUCAACAACUACCUCAACGCCAAAACGAUGCUCAACGAGGGCGGGGGCAUCUGGCCGCCCGCGAGCAAAUCCCCUUACCACUCUUACGACACCUCGGACUCAGACCCAAACGAAGGCGCGUCAGAAGCACCAUCAUCCGACCGCUCAAACGGAAACCAGAAGGAUGUCCCCAACCCGCCAAAAGUGCACCCCCUCCUCCGAACGCACACAACCCAUCCCCUCCAGCCCGGUACCACGGUGCCCCUCCGGCGCCUGCCCCCUCCCCAGUCCUACACGGCCACCGCGUUUGCGUGCGACCACACGGUCCCUUGCCUAGGCUACCUCUUCUGCGCGGUAACCCACAAGCUUAAGCCCGAGUACCGCUCGCUGGCGGGCCCGCAGCUCCGCGCCCUGCGCGAGGACCAGGGCGUCGAAAUUACGGCGCCCGUGUCGACGCCCGUGUUUGCCUUUCUGGGCGACACGACGGCCGCGACGCUGGCUGCGGCGCCCGAGUGGCUGGCACAGGGCGGCGUCAAGGUGGUGAUUACCGAGUGCAGUUUCCUGUUGGACGAGCACAGGGCGCAGGCGGAGCGGACCAGGCACACGCUCUGGGCGGAUCUGGAGGCGGUCGUGAGGCGCUGGCCCGGGACGGUGUUUGUGCUGAUGCAUUUUAGUAUGCGCUACUCGGAUGAGGAGGUCAGGCGGUUUUUUAUGGAGAGGGAUGUGCCUGGAAAUGUGGUGGUUUGGGUUGAUGGGGACGGGGAAGGGGCAGAGAAUGGGGGUUGAGAGGGGGUUUGACGUGCAUAGGAGAUGUUGUCAAGGCUCUGGAUUCGGUACAAUUACAACAAAAUGCUGAUGCCGCAUCCUGUCGUUGGCUCAGACAACAUGAAAUAUACACCCACAGCCUCACCGGGAACGAGGGUUAGCCAGGCCCUACAGAUCGGAUAGAUUCUCAAGCUGUGUGCGCCAGCAAUUCUUCAUGUAGGUUCAUGUAGGUGGUAGUUAGGCGAUUCGAAAUUCCAAGGACAAUGACCACCGCCAAGUGGCCUAACAGUCAAGAGCGGUGGUCACCAAUCCGGGGCUUUGGGAAGGAGUUUUCGUACCGAGAUAUCACGAUUCACAAGGCGAGUCGAAGCCCCGCCGUCUCCGCGAAGUAAAACACGGGUUUCGUAGCCGGCUACUUCUCUUC